UUUCCUAGAAACUGAGCGUCAGUGGGAUAUACCUGUAGGGUUACCAUAAUACACUUACCUUACAGCUCAACCUCUUCAUUUGGUUUCCAGAUGCUGCAGUCACUCAAUGUCCAUGGAGAGAAGAUGAACAAUGGUCAAAGAGCACCUGAGAACUUCUUGUCAUCCAUUACACCAGGGCUUAUUAAUGUAUCAGGAGCUGGUACUCCACCCAUGAGUACCAGGGCUCAGUAUGCUUCCAUCACUCACAAUGUCCAUGAAGAGAAGAUAAAAACGGCCAACCAGCAACUCAAAACUUCUUGUCAACUCUUCCAUCAGGACUUCCUAAUAUGACAGGGGCUAGCAUCCUAGCCAUGAGUACCAGGGAUCUGUAUGCCACCAUCUCUCACAAUGUCCAUGAGAAGAAGACGAAUAAUGGCCAACAAGCACCUGAUAACUCCUCAUCAGCGGUUCCACCAGGGUGUAGUAAUCUGUCAGGAGCUGGUGCUUCAUCCAGGAGUAGCAGGGAUCCGUGUGAUUCACCAGUCACAGCAAGGUCUCCGGUGGAAACUGUGCCAAAUACAGCACGAAUAUCUCCUGCUAUGGCAAAGAAAGUUAAUGAUGAUAUAAAACAUCAAUUGAUGAAAGAAGUUCGAAGGUGUGGGCGAAAUUAUGAAAGAAUUUUCAUUUUGCUUGAUGAAGUACAAGGAUCUAUGGAAGUCAAGAAACAACUUGUUAAAUUUACCAUUAAGGAAGCAGCAAGGCUUAAAAAUUUUGCCUAAUUCAGCAACUCAAGAAGGUGCUAAAAAAGUAGAUUCUCACUGCCAUCUCAGCAAAGUUAAGCACAUGAGAAAAAAUAAUUGUGUUUAUGCAAAUACCAAGGAGAAACAAGGAUAUGUGCUGUAAAGUGGAAUAAGUCAUUGCUGAAGCUUCCUUUAAUUUUGAAGUGAAGAAAAUUCCCUUCCUGAAGCUAAGAAAGAAAAGA
Messenger RNA from Callithrix jacchus (white-tufted-ear marmoset), 961 nucleotides. The record is from RefSeq and is a predicted model, not a curated record. NCBI's taxonomy places the organism in Eukaryota, Metazoa, Chordata, Mammalia, Primates, Cebidae.